This is a messenger RNA of Condylura cristata (star-nosed mole), 3829 nucleotides long. It is a transcript of the gene CUX2, whose product is annotated as cut-like homeobox 2. The transcript is spliced from 19 exons. Gene Ontology annotation, molecular function: DNA binding. The coding region runs from base 138 to 3815 and encodes 1225 amino acids. Lineage: Eukaryota; Metazoa; Chordata; Mammalia; Eulipotyphla; Talpidae. The record is from RefSeq and is a predicted model, not a curated record.
GUAGCUGGCAGAGCGGAAGGGCCUGGGGAACGCUGCUCUGUGUAUUCCUGGGUACCAACUUAAGUGCCCCUCCGGUAGAUGAUGUAGCUCCUGCUCUACCCUUUGGUGCCCAGUGUUCCUUCUUGGCCCUUAUCACCAUGAAGGAGCUUAAUUCCGUCGCUUCUGAGCUGUCUGCACGGCAGGAGGAGAGUGAACAUUCUCAUAAACAUUUAAUUGAACUCCGCCGGGAAUUUAAGAAAAAUGUACCUGAGGAAAUCAGAGAGAUGGUGGCUCCUGUGUUAAAAAGCUUCCAGGCUGAGGUGGUGGCCCUUAGUAAGAGAAGUCAGGAGGCUGAGGCCGCGUUCCUGAGUGUUUACAAGCAGUUGAUUGAAGCGCCAGACCCCGCGCCUGUGUUUGAGGCGGCUCGCGGCCUAGACGACAGACUGCAGCCCCCCGGCCGCGACCCCGGUGGGCAGCCCCGGCGGGACCUCCACACCGCGUGGAAGAGGCACCCCGAGCUGCUGUGCCCCAAAGAGCAGAGAGAGGGGCCGUCUCCAGCGGGGCCCACGCUGACGGAGGGGAGCCGCCCCCCGGGCAUUCCCAGCAAAGCCCUCCUGACAGAAACUUUGCUGCAGGGAAAUGAGGCGGAGAAACAGAAGGGCCUUCAGGAAGUACAGCUCACUCUGGCGGCCAGACUGGGGGAGGCGGAGGAGAAGAUCAAAGUCCUACAUUCAGCGUUAAAGGCCACGCAGACCGAGCUGCUGGAGCUGCGCCGGAAAUACGAUGAGGAAGCGGCAUCCAAGGCAGAUGAAGUCGGCCUGAUCAUGACCAACCUGGAGAAAGCUAAUCAGCGGGCGGAGGCUGCCCAGCGCGAGGUGGAGAGUCUGCGCGAACAGCUCGCCUCUGUCAACAGCUCCAUCCGCCUGGCCUGCUGCUCGCCCCAGGGGCCCAGCGGGGAUAAGGUGAACUUCGCGCUGUGCUCGGGCCCUCGGCUCGAGGCGGCCCUGGCCUGCAAGGACCGGGAGAUCCUGCGGCUGCUGAAGGACGUCCAGCUGCUCCAGAGCUCACUGCAGGAGCUGGAGGACUCAUCCGCGAGCCAGAUCGCUGACCUGGAGCGGCAGCUCACCGCCAAGUCCGAAGCCAUCGAGAAGCUGGAGGAGAAACUCCAGGCGCAGUCUGACUACGAAGAGAUUAAGACAGAGCUGAGGGACACGGCGGAGAUCGCCUUCCAGGUCAAGGAGCAGCUGCUGAAGCACAACAUCGGGCAGCGGGUGUUCGGCCACUACGUGCUGGGGCUGUCGCAGGGCUCGGUCAGUGAGAUCCUGGCCCGGCCCAAGGCCUGGCGCAAGCUCACGGUGAAGGGCAAGGAGCCCUUCAUCAAGAUGAAGCAGUUCCUGUCGGACGAGCAGAACGUGCUGGCCCUGCGGACCAUCCAGGUGCGGCAGCGAGGCAGCAUCACCCCAAGAAUCCGCACGCCGGAGACAGGCUCUGACGAUGCCAUCAAGAGCAUCCUGGAGCAGGCCAAGAAGGAGAUCGAGUCGCAGAAGGGGGGUGAGCCCAAGAGCUCCACAGCCCCCCUGAGCAUGGCCAACGGCUCAGCCUCUGCCAGCACCUCGGAAGACGCCAUCAAGAACAUUCUGGAACAGGCACGCCGGGAGAUGCAGGCAGAGCAGCAGGCCCUGCUGGAGGUGGAGGCCGGCCCCCGGGGCCGCUCCGUGCCGCCCUCGCCCCCCGAGCGGCCCGCGCCGGCCGCCGGGAGCCGGAACGGGGCCCCGGCCCCCGUCAAGCAGGAGGACAGCACCAGCAGCGGCGCCACGCAGACGUCCCUCGCCGUGCUGUGCCCGGCCGCCUUCGUGCAGAGCAUCAUCCGGAAGGUCAAGUCCGAGAUCGGCGACGCCGGCUACUUCGACCACCACUGGGCCUCGGACCGCGGCCUCCUGAGCCGGCCCUACGCCUCUGUCUCACCCUCGCUGUCCUCCUCCUCGUCCAGCUACUCCGGCCAGCCCAACGGACGGGCCUGGCCCCGGGGGGACGAGGCGCCCCCGGCCCCCGAGGAUGAAGGGGCCGGGGGUGAUGACGAGCCUGCCCGGGUGGGGGAGCUCAAGGCCGAAGGGGGCGCCCCCGAGGCUGCCGGCGGGCGGCUGGCCUACUACCCGGCCUACGUGCCCCGCACGCUGAAGCCCACGGUGCCCCCCCUGACUCCUGAGCAGUACGAGCUCUACAUGUACCGGGAGGUGGACACGCUGGAGCUGACGCGCCAGGUCAAGGAGAAGCUGGCCAAGAACGGGAUCUGCCAGAGGAUCUUCGGGGAGAAGGUGCUGGGCCUGUCGCAGGGCAGUGUGAGCGACAUGCUGUCCCGGCCCAAGCCGUGGAGUAAGCUGACCCAGAAGGGGCGGGAGCCCUUCAUCCGCAUGCAGCUGUGGCUCUCAGACCAGCUCGGCCAGGCCGCGGGCCAGCAGCCCAGAGCCCCCCAGGGGCAGCGGCUGUUUGGGGAGAGCAUCCUGGGGCUGACGCAAGGCUCCGUGUCCGACCUGCUGUCGCGGCCCAAGCCCUGGCACAAGCUGAGCCUGAAGGGGCGGGAGCCCUUCGUGCGCAUGCAGCUCUGGCUGAACGACCCCCAGAACGUGGAGAAGCUGAGGGACAUGAAGAAGCUGGAGAAGAAGGGUGAGCCCUGGCAGCCCGCGGCCUCCCGAGCUGCAGCCCCGCGGUGUGGCCGAAACGAUGAGACGCUGAGUCAGUGGCACGUGCUGGCCCCCGGGACGGUUGCAGGACCGUCCACUCACUGCACUCUGGAACCGGCCGUCUGGGUUCAAGUCCUGACACUUCCCUGUGUGGCUCGGGGCACGUCGCUCACCCUCUCUGAGCCUCGUUCCCUCCUCUGUGGAGUGCAGAUCAGACACAGCACCACCUUCCAGAGCCGCUCAAGGGGCCCGUUAAAUGCUGCAUGUGAAGCACUCAGGGCCUGUGAGCUCCAGGGCACGGGUGGGGCACCGUGCCAUCCCCUGACUCGGCGGGGCUCGGCCGCAGCCCCCACCCCGCCCUCCGCUCAUCGCCAUCUCUGCCCCAGGUCCCGGAUGCGCCGGGAGAUGUUGGUGGAGGGCACCCAGGAUGAGCCAGACCUUGACUCCAGCGGGGGCCCUGGAGUCCUCCCGCCAAGCCACCCCCACCCAGACCCCACACCCGGGAGCCCCGACUCCGAGGCCGAGGACCGGAAACCUCCGGCGACAGAGCCAGAGCUCCGCGAGGGCCCCGAGGACAGCGCGGCGGCCCCGGGCGCCCGGGACGAGGCCCGAGUGAGGAUCAAGCAGGAGCAGACAGAGGAGGCCGGCAGCCAGCCUCGGGACGCGGGGGAGCCGGACAGGGACCAGGGCUCCCCGAGAGGGGCGCCUCCGGACCCCCCGGGGAGCGAGGGCAGACCGCCCCUGCCCGGUGGGCCCAGCCCAGACUGCGCCUUGGCACAGCACGCCCAGGAGGGCGAGGCAGGGGGGCGAGCGCGCCCCGACCCCCUCAGUUUCAAGUCGGCCUCGGCGUCCUCGCGCUGCAGCCUGGAGGUGUCUCUGAACUCCCCGUCGGCCGCCUCCUCCCCCGGCCUCCUGGGGUCUGUGUCCCCGGUGCCCUCCUCCUCGGCCCCCGUCUCCCCGUCCCCGCCCCGGGGCCCCCCCGCCAAAGUGCCGAGCGCCAGCCCCACCGCCGACACAGCCGGGGCCUUGCACCCCAGCGCCAAGGCGAACCCCAGCUUGCAGCGGCGGCACGAGAAGAUGGCCAACCUGAACAGCAUCAUCUACCGGCUGGAGCGGGCGGCCAACCGCGAGGAGGCCCUGGAGUGGGAGUUCUGAGGGCCGCGCCGCCC